Molecule: messenger RNA, 707 nt
Organism: Diprion similis
Lineage: Eukaryota; Metazoa; Arthropoda; Insecta; Hymenoptera; Diprionidae
Product: chorion class B protein PC10-like
Exons: 3
Coding region: 82-504 (140 amino acids)
Source: RefSeq, a predicted model, not a curated record
UGUAUAAAUAGCUACACAGAUUUGCUAGAUCUAUCCAAUUUGCCACUUGCAGUUCAAGAAGCAACAACAUCAACUAGCAUCAUGUUUAAGCUUGUAGUAAUCUGUGGGUGCUUAAUGGCCGUCGUUAACGGUGCUUUUAUUAGUACUGGUUUGAUCGGUACUUCCGGUCCGGCAACUGUCUCUCUACAACCAUCAGCCGUAGCCCUGCAGCCGGGAACUGUCUCGUUUCCAUCAGUCUCAUCAUCGUCGUCAAACAUAAUCCGUGGGAUUGGUAAUUUAGGUCAACUGGCUGUAGCCACUGGCCAUGCUGCUUCUCCUACCCUUGGACUGGGGAUAAACGGAGUGGCGGUCAACGGAUAUGGACUGGGAGUGAACGGCUACGGACUUGGAGUCAACGGAUACGGGCUCGGCACGGUCAACGGAUAUGGGCUUGGGUACAACGGAUAUGGUCUGCAGACGGUGAAUGGACUGGGAGUAGGUCUUGGCGCAGUCAAGGUUCUUUAAGCGAUCACUCGAUGUUAAAUUACUGAACAAGAUUUCGUGUGGACUUUGUUAUUUGCAUACAAUACUCCUACUGUUAUGCGAGAUGAAACUGAAACUCCCACGUUAUAUUUAAACUAUCGGAAAGCACGUUCAAUUCUAUACCAUGUCACAAAACGAUACGUCAGAGAUUUCCUUCAAUAAAUAUGAUAUAUUACACCCAUAAA